Ogataea parapolymorpha DL-1 is the source of this 2319-nucleotide messenger RNA. RefSeq lists its product as uncharacterized. NCBI's taxonomy places the organism in Eukaryota, Fungi, Ascomycota, Pichiomycetes, Pichiales, Pichiaceae. The transcript has a single exon. The record is from RefSeq and is a predicted model, not a curated record. Bases 1 to 2319 code for a protein of 772 amino acids.
AUGGCACGCAAGAAGAACAGAAAGCAAAAGAUGUCAGGCAGCGAGGGCACCGAAAAUCCUGUGAACGAUAUGGAAACCACCACCCCUGAGCGUCUCCAAGAAGAGGAUAAUGAGACAAAAGAAUUGCAAGACCCCCAGGAACUCAAUGCUGAGACCGAGACGGAAGAAAUGGGGCCCGAGGAAAAUGGUGGGUAUAAUGAUGGCGAGUCUGCGGCUGAUUCAAAGCAAGACUCGGAGGCCGAAUCUCACGAUGAGUUCAUCGAUGCUUCCGGUGUCACUCUUUCGAGCAACGAGGCCAAAGAUGCCGAUGCUGAGCCUGAACUUGCUCCUGUUCAAGAAAGAGAAGACGAGUUGGAGGAACAUCUGGCUGCCCCCAUUGAAAACGACCAAACUAGUAUUUCCACAGCUAAAUCCGUCACAAUCGAAAAAACAGAUAGUUCGGUUAAAGAUGAUCCACAGAGUUCCGCUUUGAUAGCAGAAGCCGGCAGCUUAUCCUCAGAGGUUCCAACCGAGGAGCCUGCUGCGGAGGAAAAACUGGCUGCUCCAGAGCUUCCUCCUCGUGUGCUUUUGGAACAUGGGCAUCGCGAUGAAGAGCCUGUUGUGAUAGCUUCUGACGACAAUAUUCCACAAGAACAGAACGGGGAGGAGAGACAGAAUUCGGACUAUUCAAUGAAGAAACCUGUUAAGACGCUGCGGAAAUGGUUUGCGUUCAACAUGAAGGGCUCGGAGGAGUCCAACGACAACUUUAACGAAGUUAUGAGCGAGCUUGCCGGCCCACGGCAUCAAAGUUUGGCAUUUUCACGAUACUGGGAGAACGUUGAGGACCUCAAUUCGCAGUCUACCAAAGACCGCGAGCUGCUGAGUCAAGGUGCUAACGGGAUUAAGAGGACCUUCAACGAAAUCAAGACAGGAAUUGAGUACACGAACGACGACGAGCUGGUAAAGAGAAUAGACUGGGAAUUUUGGUCUGAAGUGAUUAAUGAUUAUAGUUCUGUUCUCGAAAACAAAUCAGUGGAGCUAAUUGCCAAUAUCACGAAAGGAAUACCGCGAGAGCUCCGCGGAAUGGUGUGGCAGGUGAUCUGCAAUUCUAAGUCAAUGGAGCUGGAGGAAUUCUUCCGUGCCAACCGCAACUGUGAGAGUCAGUACCAGAAACUGAUCAAAAGAGAUUUGGCAAGAACGAGCUUUGUGACUAAUAGCGCUGUCAGAACGAAGAUCGUCGACCUGUACGAGAUCAUUAAGGUCUACAGCAUAUAUGACAAGGAGGUGGGCUACACUCAGGGAAUGGCAUUUAUCACGGUUCCUUUACUGAUGAACAUGGAAGCCAGUGAGGCAUUCUGCAUGCUGGUGAAACUCAUGAACACAUACGACUUCAAGCAGCUCUUUGUGCCCCAAAUGCCCGGACUUCACUUGAAACUGUACCAAUUUGACAGACUCAUGGAAGACAAGCUGCCUGAGCUGUAUUUACAUUUAAAACGAGAAGGUGUGAGGUCCUCGAUGUAUGCCACCCAAUGGUUUUUGACAGUAUUUGGCUAUAAGUUUCCGUUGGAAAUGGUGUUGCGCAUAUACGAUAUUGUCAUUGCGGAAGGUAUUGAGUCCCUUCUCAAAUUUGCUAUCAAUCUGAUGAUGAAAAACCAGAAACAGCUAUUGGAAUUGAGUUUCGAUGACUUGCUACCAUUUUUGAAAGACAAAUUAUUUUUCUACUACGUUGACAACAGCGGUGACGAUAACGCACCAAGAACGCUUGCAGAUGGCUAUUCAAACAGGGAAAUCUCCAUUGAUACGUACAAACUUGAAGACUUUGUGGCCGACUCAAUGGCCAUCAACAUCCUCCCUGUGAAUCUUAAAAGAUACGAGGCAGAGUUUGUCGAAAUCCACAAGCUUGAAGGAGAGAUGGAGACCGAAAUUUCACAGCUUAAGACAAGAAAUGGCCAGCUUUUGCGAGACAUAAGGAAUAUCGAGGCAGCAUAUGCUACCCUUAAUCGGGAGCACGUAGAGAUCGCCAACGAAAUGGUACAAGGAAAAAUGGAGAUUGCUCAUUUGCAGGACGAAAAUAGGCAACUUCAGGAACAGAUCGACGAACUAACAGAGAGGCUUCGAAGGCUGGAAAACCAAAACGACACGAACGUCGACUUUACUGGCGAGAUUUCUAACAACAUGAAUAUGGAAAUCCAAAAGACUAUGGAAAGAAAUCUCGAGGUUAUGGAGGAAAAUCGGUUGUUGGAGGAACAGCUCGCGUCGGUGACGAAAGAGCUCGCGGACACAAAAGCCGAGAUCAGCGAAGCGAAGGGCAAGUGGUUCAAGAAGGGUGGCUUUUGGUAA